Messenger RNA from Monoraphidium neglectum, 1137 nucleotides. RefSeq lists its product as hypothetical. Bases 1 to 1137 code for a protein of 378 amino acids. The transcript has 5 exons. The record is from RefSeq and is a predicted model, not a curated record. Gene Ontology annotation, biological process: protein import into nucleus; RNA export from nucleus. Gene Ontology annotation, cellular component: nuclear pore central transport channel; nuclear pore. Lineage: Eukaryota; Viridiplantae; Chlorophyta; Chlorophyceae; Sphaeropleales; Selenastraceae. Gene Ontology annotation, molecular function: phospholipid binding; structural constituent of nuclear pore.
AUGGCCUCGUCGCCGUUCAACUUUGGGGCUGCGCCAGCAGGAGGCGCGUCCACCGGCGGCGGGUUUGCCUUCGGAGCCAGCACACCCAGCUUUGGCUUUGGCGCAAGUAGCGCCGCAGCAGGCGCAAGCACGCCGGCGUUUGGCGCGGCGCCUGCCGCGGGCUCGGCGCCGGCGUUUGGGUUUGGGGCCGGCGCGAGCGGCGGGGGCUUCAACUUUGGAAGCGCAGCAUCAGCAGCCUCCUCUGCGCCCUCCCUAUUCGGGACGCCCGCCACCGCAGCCGCCUCGUCAGCCGCCGCGUCUGCCCCUUCCCUGUUCGGCGUGGCGGCGCCCGCGACCAGCGCCGCCGCGCCCGCAUUUGGCUUCGGCGCCCCCGCCGCCGGCGCCACAGCAGCAGCCUCCGCCCCGGCGUUCGGCUUCGGCGCGCCCGCCGCUGGCGCCACAGCAGCGGCCUCCGCCCCGGCGUUUGGCUUUGGCGCCCCCGCCGCCGGGGCCGCCUCGGGCCCUGCGCCGGUGUCUUUCGGGUUCGGCGCAGCGCCUGCGGCGGCGAGCAGUGCAGCAGCCUCGGCGCCAUCAUCAACGCCUUCUUUCGGAUUCGGAGCGCAGCCCGCGUCCUCAGCGCCCGCGUUCGGCCUCAGUCCGCCGGCCUCAGCAGCGCCCCCUGCCAGCAGCAGCGCGCCGGCAGCCGCGCCGCUGAGCUUUGGCGCCGCGCCGGCGUCCUCCGCGCCGGCGGCCGCGCCGGCCGCGAGCGGCGGCUUCAGCUUUGGCGGCGCCAUGCCAGCCGCCGCGUCCGCGCCGGCGGCGUCGGCCGCGCCGCCCGCCUCCACGCCUCUGUUCGGAGCCGCGGCGUCCGCCCCGGCGUCUGCGCCAGCCGCCUCGUCUGCGCCCGCCACGUCCGGCGCACUCGCGCCGUUCUCGGCCCCUGCCGCCUCCGCCCCCGCCGCCGCCCCCGCGGCCGGCGCCGCGGCGCCGCCGCAGCCGCAGCAGCCGAGCAAGCUCAAGGGGAUGACGGUCGAUGACAUCAUCAAGGGGUGGCGGGACCAGCUCGAGUCGCAUGCGCAGGCGUUUGUCAGCCAGGCGGCGCUGCUGCAGCGGUGGGACGGCGCGGUGCUGUCAAACCGGCAGGGCCCCUGGUUUUGA